Durio zibethinus is the source of this 1171-nucleotide messenger RNA. Its product is annotated as receptor-like protein 6. The record is from RefSeq and is a predicted model, not a curated record. Lineage: Eukaryota; Viridiplantae; Streptophyta; Magnoliopsida; Malvales; Malvaceae. Gene Ontology annotation, molecular function: protein binding.
UUAUAUGAACUUUGACAUGGGGAAACUGAGGUUUUUUCUUGGGAAUUAUCAAUUCUUUUCGUUGCUCUUGUUUUACUUAUAUUCUCAGGCUUUCAUAUCAUCCUCUUUCACUAAUUCUUUAAUCGAAAGGCCAACAUGUUCUCACAAUGAGAGUCAGGCUUUGCUUCAAUUCAAGCAGACCCUCUUUUUUGAUUGCAAUGCUUCAUUUCUUUGCAAUCCAAAUUAUGGCAUUGCAGCUUUUCUCAAGACAGAUUCAUGGAAGGAAGAUACAGAUUGUUGCUCAUGGGAAGGAGUCACUUGCGACAGCGAUACUGGUCGUGUAAUUGGCCUAGAUCUUAGUUGCAGUUGGCUUUGUGGUACCAUUCCUUCCAACAGCAGUCUUUUCUUCCUUCAACACUUGAAGAGGCUCAAUCUUGCAUUUAACAAUUUUAGGCAAUCCAACAUUUCAGCCAAGUUUGGUCAGUUUCCAAAUUUAACACAUCUGAACCUCUCUAAUUCAUUUUCUUCAGGCCAAGUUCCAUCUGAAAUCUCACAUCUUUCCAAGCUAGUUUCACUUGAUCUGUCUAGGUUCAGUCUACCUUUUCCCAGUGACCAAGAACCGUUUAAUGAACUGAAGCUUGAAACAACAACUCUGAAAAGGUUAGCUCUGAACUUUAGCCGGGUAAAAGAACUUUUCCUUGAUGGAAUAGACAUGUGUUCAGUUGACCAUGGUUACUUAAUGAAUCUUUCUUCCUCUUUGACUUCUCUUAGUCUAGUUGAUUGUGGACUAAAUGGGACAAUUUCGGACAGAAUUUUUCGGUUUCCAAAUCUUAAGUUGCUCAAAUUAGGUAAGAACCCUGAACUAGUGGUUUAUCUCCCAAAGUCCAAUGGGACUAGUACCCUUGAAAUCUUAGAUCUGAAACAGACUGUUCUCGUCGGAGACUUGUCUGGUUCAAUCAGAGGUUUGAAGUCAUUGAAAUCUUUAAAUCUUGCUAGUUGCGACUUGAAUGGAUCAAUUCCUACAUCACUAGCAAACCUUUCACAACUUGUUGUCCUAGAGCUUCCGGAUAAUAAUUUUAGUGGAUGGAUCCCAGCGUCAUUUGCAAACCUCACAGAGCUUCAACAUUUAGACUUGUCAUAUAAUGGAUUAGAAGGUACCAUUCCUCCUUUUGCAAAUGGUCUUUCAAAUUAG